AUGGAAGCCAAUAAAACUAACUUCACCAUCGAUCUUAUUCAUCGCGAUUCACCACUUUCUCCACUUUAUAACUCUUCUGCCACUCCAUACGAGCUCAUGAAAAGGGCUGCACUGCGUUCCUAUAGCCGAGCCAACUUCUUUCAUUCAUCUAUGUAUAUCGAUGAUAAGCAAUAUGUGUCUUCACUCACUGAAUAUAAGGGCGAAUAUUUCAUCGAGAUUUACAUUGGGUCCCCACCAGCUACAUUCCUUGUGAUUGCAGACACCGGAAGUAGUCUCAUAUGGGUUAAAUGUUCUCAAGAUUAUAAGUCACACGACUUUAAUCCACAAGGUUCAUCCACCUAUGAUACCAUUCCUUACAACUCAGAAUUUUGCAAGGCUUUACGCAAUAUAAAUAUUGGGGAUGCAAACACUUGCAAAUAUGAUCGUCAAUCUUACAAGGAUGGUUCAUAUACAUCGGGAAUUCUAAGUAAGGAUACUUUCCACUUAAAUUCCACUAGCAGUGGAUCACAUCCUUUUCCUGGAGUAGUAUUUGGAUGUAGUAAAGAACAUCACAUAUAUCAAAAGAAUAGUCAAGUUCAAGGUUUUGUUGGCCUUGGGGCAGGAGUAUUGUCAUUUGUUUCUCAAUUGAAAUCCCAUAUAGAAUCCAAAUUCUCAUAUUGCUUACUUCCCAUCGGAUCAAGGAAAACUAACAAGAUGAGAUUCGGAGUGGGAGAAACGAUUUAUGGGGUAGAGGUUGUGUCAACUCCACUUGUACUUAGAGAUCCUUCUAGUCGCUACUAUCUCAGUCUCCAAAGUAUUAGCAUUGGAGGAAAGAGAACAAUCACAAGUCAAAUUCAAGUUGAUGACCUCCCAAAAAUGGUGUUCCAUUUUGAUGGUGCAGAUAUUCAUUUAGAGUCUGCCCACACAUUUAUGAAAUAUCAUACUCAUGUGAUUUGUAUGACAAUAGUUCCAAAUGAUAAGCUUUCGAUAUUCGGGAGCCUAAGUCAAUCCCUAACUGACCGAAAGAGAACUUAUUUUAGCAUCGAUCUUAUUCAUCGUGAUUCACCACUAUCCCCAUUUUACGAUCCGUCUAUCACUCAGUCCGAACGUAUGAAAAAUGCCACACUACAUUCCCUUAAUAGAGCCAACUUCUUUCACUCAUCUAUGCAUAUCAAUGGUAAAAGAGUUAUGUCACCACUUAUUGAAAUUGAAGGUGAAUAUAUCAUGAAGAUUUAUAUUGGUUACCCACCAAUUGAAUUUCUUGCUAUUGCAGACACAAGAAAUAACCUUAUAUGGACACAAUGUGCUUCUUCUCAUAUAAAUCACCACAGAAAUGGAAAGUUCUUUAAUCCGCUACAAUCCACCACCUAUGAUGUCGUUCCUUAUGGAUCAGAAUUUUGA
Messenger RNA from Tripterygium wilfordii, 1380 nucleotides. RefSeq names its product aspartic proteinase CDR1-like. Gene Ontology annotation, cellular component: extracellular region. The transcript has 3 exons. Lineage: Eukaryota; Viridiplantae; Streptophyta; Magnoliopsida; Celastrales; Celastraceae. Gene Ontology annotation, molecular function: aspartic-type endopeptidase activity. Gene Ontology annotation, biological process: proteolysis. The coding region runs from base 1 to 1380 and encodes 459 amino acids. The record is from RefSeq and is a predicted model, not a curated record.